Lolium perenne is the source of this 2691-nucleotide messenger RNA. RefSeq names its product pentatricopeptide repeat-containing protein At4g01030, mitochondrial. Gene Ontology annotation, biological process: RNA modification. The record is from RefSeq and is a predicted model, not a curated record. Lineage: Eukaryota; Viridiplantae; Streptophyta; Magnoliopsida; Poales; Poaceae. Gene Ontology annotation, molecular function: zinc ion binding; protein binding; RNA binding.
UCCUUUUUCCAUUAUCCGCAACGAUUUUCCUUUUUCUUCCUUACCCGCGCCGUUCCUCCUCCAGCUCCAAUGGCGCAAGCCAUCUCCCUCCCGCCGCUCCCCUCUCCCCACCACCACCGCCACCACAACGCCAGAUCCUCGCGCGCCCCCUCGCCGUCCCAGCUCCGAGCCGAGUCGCCCCUCUCCGCGGCGCUACGUGCCGGCGACGGCUCCUCCUCCUUCCGGGAUGCGCGGUUCCUCGUCUCCCUGCUGCGCCAAUGCGGCGACCUCCUCCAAGGCGAGGACGACUCGGCACCCCAUCCGUCAUCGAACACCGACCUCCUCGCGGCGCGGAGGCUCGCGCCGCAGCUGCACUCGCUGGCCGUCCGGGCGGGCCACGCGACGCGGGAGCCCCACGUGGCGUGCGCGCUCGCGGACCUCCUGGCGCGCCUGGGCCGCGCCGCCUCCAGCCGCCGCCUGCUGGCCGAGGGCGACGCGGACGCCAAGGACGCCGUGCUGUGGAACAAGCAGGUGGCGAUGCUGGCGGAGGCGGGGGACUGGGGCGGCGCGAUCGCGGCCUUCCGGGAGAUGCAGGCGCGCGGGGUGGCCGCCGACGGGUACGCGUGCGCGCGGGUGCUCCACGCGUGCGGCCGCGCCGCAGCCGGGGACCCGCGCCGGCGGGAGGGGCGCGCCGUGCACGCGCACGCGCUCAAGGCCGGCCUCGUCGACGCGCACCCGCUCGUGCCCGGGUUCCUCGCCGGCAUGUACGCCGAGGGCGCCGACGUGGCCGCCGCUACCACAGUCCUUCUCCGGUCCAACAUAGACAGCGCCGUCGCGUGGAACGCGGUGAUCGCGUGCUGCGUCCGGCUCGGGCUGGUCGACGACGCCAUGGAGCUCGCGGAGCGCAUGGCGAGGACGGGGACCGCGGACCCCACCCUCGCCACCUGGAACACCGUGCUCUCCGGCUGCGCGCGGCACGGGCGCGACCGGGAGGCGCUCGCCGUCGUGCGGCGGAUGCUGGAGCAGGGCCUGUCGCCGGACGCCACCACCGUGUCCAGCCUCCUCAAGUCCGUGGCCAACGCGGGGGCGCUCGUCCACGGCACGGAGGUCCACGGCUUCUUCCUGCGCCACGAUCUCGUGCCGGACGCGUACACGGGAACCGCGCUCGUGGACAUGUACGCCAAGUGCGGCCGCCUCGACUGCGCCCAGAGGGUGUUCGACGGUUUGGAGCACCGGAACCUGGCCACCUGGAACUCGCUCGUCGCGGGCUACGCCAACGCCGGCGAGUUCGACAGAGCUCUGGAGCUCGUGGGAACAAUGAAGAGGAAUCGGCUAGACCCGAACGUGACCACCUGGAACGGGCUGAUCACCGGCUACGCCAUGAACGGGCUGAGCUCGCAGGCGAUGCUGCUGCUCCGGCAGAUCAAGGCUGCGGGCCUCACCCCGAACGCGGUCUCCUGGACAUCCCUCAUCUCCGGGAGCUGCCAGAACGGGGAGUACGACGACGCCAUCUCCCUCUUCGCGGAGAUGCAGAGCGACGGCGUCCAGCCCAGCCUGGUCACCACGCUGGUCCUGCUCCGGGCCUGCGCUGGGCUCGCCCUCCUAAAGAAGGGCAAGGAGUUGCACUGCUUCGCGCUGCGCAGAGCCUACGCCGGCGAGACGGUUGUCGGAACGGCGCUGGUCGACAUGUACUCCAAGGCAGGGAGCCUGACGAGCGCCAAGAGGGUGUUCGGGAGGAUCCAGAGCAAGAACCUGGUGUGCUGCAACGCGAUGCUCACCGGGCUGGCCGUCCACGGGCAAGCUCACGAGGCGAUAGCGCUGUUUCACGACCUGUGGAGGUCAGGGCUGAAGCCGGACAGCAUCACCUUCACCGCGCUGCUCACCGCCUGCAGAUCCAUGGGCCUGAUCGCCGAAGCGUGGGAGUACUUUGACGGCAUGGAGACAAAGUAUGGCGUGACGCCGACGGCCGAGAACUACGCCUGCAUGGUCGACCUGCUGGCGAGGACCGGGUACCUGGACGAGGCGAUGGCCUUCCUCGAGAAGUCGCCGGUCGACCCAGGGGCGAGCUCGUGGGGCGCAAUUCUCACGGGCUGCUCCAUCCAUGGCAACCUUGACCUGGCAGAGGAGGCCGCCAGGAAUUUGUUCAGACUGGAGCCGUACAACUCGGCCAACUACCUGAUGAUGAUGAGCUUGUAUGAGCAUCAGCAGAUGUACGACGAAGCCGAGAGCCUCAAGUACGCGAUGAAAGCCAGGGGAGUGAACACCAGACCAGGAUGGAGCUGGAUACAGGUCGAGCAGGGUAUCCAUGUCUUCGAGGUUGACGGCAGCCCGCACCCGGAGACCUCAGAGAUAUACGAAGAGAUGAGCCGUCUGGUAUCCCGGAUCAAGGCGGCGGGGUACUCACCGGACAGGAGCUGCAUCGCGUACGACGUCCCAGAGGAGGAGAAGGAGAAGCUGCUGCUCUGCCACACCGAGAAGCUCGCCAUCACCUACGGCCUGAUCCGCUCCGACACGAGCCGGAUGCCCAUCAGGGUGAUCAAGAACACCAGGAUGUGCAAUGACUGUCAUGAGGUGGCGAAGCAUGUCUCUGCCCUGUGUGACCGGCAGAUCAUCCUCCGGGAUGGUGCAAGGUUUCACCAUUUCGUCGACGGGAAGUGCUCGUGUAAUGACUAUUGGUGAGUAUUACCCGGGAUCAGAUAAAUUUGAUUUCUA